Drosophila erecta is the source of this 3736-nucleotide messenger RNA. RefSeq names its product ras-related protein Rab-3 (gene Rab3). The coding region runs from base 676 to 1338 and encodes 220 amino acids. The transcript has 5 exons. Gene Ontology annotation, biological process: protein localization to plasma membrane; regulation of exocytosis; protein secretion. The record is from RefSeq and is a predicted model, not a curated record. Gene Ontology annotation, molecular function: GTP binding; GTPase activity. Gene Ontology annotation, cellular component: plasma membrane; synaptic vesicle; endosome. Lineage: Eukaryota; Metazoa; Arthropoda; Insecta; Diptera; Drosophilidae.
CGGACACCCAGGCACGGAGACCCAUCGAUUUUCAGCAGCAGGAAAAUCAGCAGCAGGGCAAUUGUGUGGGCAGCAGCCAGCCAUCCGCCAAGCAGUCAGUCAGUUGGGCAGUCAGCCAGGUUGAAACAGUUGAAUUAUGAAAACGUAUACAAAACUGGCCCGUUUUCGCCGCAGCAGUCAAUUCGCCGCCUGAGAGCGAAAGAAAAAUUGAAAAUUGUGUGUCCUUUGGUGUCGACGUGUCGAGGCAAAAAGGCAGAAGGUAGUUCGUGCGUCGCAUUUGCUAAAUAAUUGAGCCACUGCAGCCGGAGUCAGCUGAAUCCUGGCCAGCCAGCUGAAUCCUGUGGGUCGCGGGCGUGUGCAUAGUUGAUUGGGUAACCGUAAACAACUCAACGCAUCAAUCGACGCGAAAUCGCGGCGUAUGUCAGUCCAGUGCCAAGGCUGAGUCGAGUCCUUUGCCAUCUCCCUUCAGCGAAAGGAGCUGCCAUUAUCGAUUUGUGUGUAUGUGCGAGCAACAACACGGCGUACCUCUCACCCACACACCGAAAGCAGCAGGAUACUCUGGUGGCAGCAGGAUCUGCAGCAGCAGCACCGCCACAAACAGCAACUGAAUUAGCAGCAAUUGCAAUAUCUGCAACCGCAACAACCUCAAGACAGACACCGCUCUAAACCGACGACAUGGCGAGUGGCGGAGACCCCAAGUGGCAGAAGGAUGCCGCCGACCAGAACUUUGACUACAUGUUCAAGCUGCUCAUCAUCGGCAACUCCAGCGUGGGCAAGACCAGCUUCCUCUUCCGCUACGCCGACGAUAGCUUCACAUCCGCCUUCGUCUCCACGGUGGGCAUCGACUUCAAGGUGAAGACCGUGUUUCGGCACGACAAGCGCGUGAAGCUGCAGAUCUGGGACACUGCUGGCCAGGAGCGGUACCGCACCAUCACCACCGCCUACUACCGCGGAGCGAUGGGCUUCAUCCUGAUGUACGACGUCACUAACGAGGACAGCUUCAACUCGGUCCAGGAUUGGGUGACACAGAUCAAGACGUAUUCGUGGGACAAUGCCCAGGUGAUCCUGGUGGGCAACAAGUGCGACAUGGAGGACCAGCGGGUGAUCAGCUUCGAACGCGGCCGCCAGUUGGCCGAUCAGUUGGGUGUUGAGUUCUUCGAGACGUCCGCCAAGGAGAACGUCAACGUCAAGGCCGUUUUCGAGCGCCUGGUGGACAUCAUCUGCGACAAGAUGUCCGAGAGCCUGGACGCGGAUCCGACGUUAGUGGGCGGUGGCCAGAAGGGCCAGAGGUUGACGGACCAGCCGCAGGGCACGCCCAAUGCCAACUGCAACUGUUAGAGGUUCGAUGGGAGGAUUGGAGGAUUGGAGGACGGGUGGAUCCUGCAGCACCGCAACAACCAUAUUCGUAACAACCAUAGACAGCAGAAUUUGGAAACUAGCUAAUUAGUCAGCGAUGAAGCUAAUCAGUAAGCCGACGAUGGCGGUUCGAUUACCGAUGAAGAGAUAAUGAUAAUAUAGGCGCGCAUACCCCUAUCUGCGGGGGCGUGGCCCUGUGUUUGUAUUGAUAUGUGUAUGUAUAUCCGUUGCGUAAGCUCGCCUCAGUGUAAAUGUCAAAUGUUAUUUAAUCCGAUGUUUGAAAUGUAUCUUGUAAUUUGUAAUUGGUAUUUUAGAAACUGUAAUUUAAUUGGCUGGCCGCAGCGACGAAACAUUUGUUGAGUGUCUGUAUUAAGUUGAGUUUAUUCGAAUUGCGAGUUCGAGAUUCAGAAGAAAAGAGCAAAGAAUUUAUCGAAAGUCCGAUUUGACGGUAAUUCGGCACUAAUUAAGCAUGCACCCAGAGUGCUGAUUUAAGUCAUUUGAUUAGCGACCCCACGUUGACGCAGGGGGUCAAGAGGUCAGCAGGUCAGUCAGCACGAGUAUUUCGAACCGUUCUCCACAUCCACUUGUAUAUACGCUGGCUAAACUGUACAGUUUGAGAUGCUUGACGAAACGCACAAAGCUAGCGAAUCGGUGAAAUCGAACAGAUAACUAACUACAUAUAUAGUACACCCCUACACCCACACCCACGCCCGCACACACACCCAUGUACAUGUAUGGAUACACACACAAGCAAAGAGCACACACACACACACACAAACACACACCGGAAACGAAUGUAGUUAAACCAAAAAUUCCGACUCGGAACAUUCUAGAGAACACAAACAAGCGGCUGAGUGGUAAGCCGCUACUAUUAAAUAUUAUGAUUAUUAUUAUUAUGUACGUAUGUAUUUAUGUAGUGAAAUGGAAAGUUUUAAUGUGUUGCAAACGAUAAAAGAAAUAUAUACAUCCCAUAUACAUGCAUGUAUCGCAUAGAGUACCAGCCAGACCCGCAGCUACAUAGAGGUACUAGCAGUUUCUGUUGCCCGAAUUCCCAAACGAACACCUUCCGAGGGUCAGAGUGACAAUAACCCGCAGAUUGAUCCACCCCCCACCCCCCACCCCGUUGAUUUUCCAGCACCUAACCGCCACUUUUUGCUUUCCCCCACGAGACUGUUGCGAACUGAAUCCGGAUUGCGAGUUACUUGAACCCACCGAGCCAGCUGAGAGAUCGGUGCAUUUAAUUUGCCAGCCCCUUCCGAACCCCAAACACCCCCUUUUAUAUGCACACCACCCACUUUUCCACCCGCAUUCUUUAUACUGCAUGUCUACUGUACAAGGCUUUCCUUUGUUGACACACAACUACCGCUGCCGAGACUAAAUUUGAAGGAAGAUUGCAGGCGGGACAAGGACUUUGACUUGGGGGAUAACACUGCUGAAUCUGAAUAUGUAACUGAAUAUAUAUAUAUAUAUUUGCCAAUGCUCGUUAAUGUUAAAUAUGUGUACAAGCAGAGUUUCACUUAAAUUACGAUUAAAUUAAAGGCAUAUCGCUGUAUUAUAAAUACCCAUAAAGAAGACAAAACGAAACGGAAAACCGAGUCCGCACCCAUGAAAAUGCCAGGAAAAACUACACAACAGCGCAACGAGUUGCUUAGUGCCCGCGAGAGGAGAAGAGGGGGAACGGAGGGAGAAUUGAGAUGAUUCUCUACGAAAAUGCCUUAAGCCAGUCUUGGUCCUUUUGGCAUUCGAACUGUUUUGUAAAAUAAUUAAUCAUACAACAACGUGCAUAACCACUCGUUCAAGAAUUUAUCCUUAUACCUUAUAUUCGUGUGUGGAUUUCGCUUUUAGUCAAGCCCCAACUAAAUAAUCCAAUCCAAUUAAGCUAAACCAAACUAAACUGAUGCUAAAACUAAAUCUAGACCGGAGUAAAAUCAAAGCAAAUAAUACACACGUACCCGAGAAACAAUUGUUGAUUACAUUCGUGCAUAGGCAUAACGCAAACAUUUUUGCGCUACAUUGUUGUCAUUUGAACCAAUACUUAGCAUAUUGAUUAUUGCAUUGUGUACUCAGCUAAACCAAAUAUUUGUAAACCCUAUGAAAACAAUUCCAACUCCAAGCGAAAUGGCAUUAUUUGGAUUCCAUUUGAAUUGCAGCAGUAUAACCCAACUAGGCAAUGUAUACCGAAAUGUCAAAAUAAAAUAAUUCAAUAUAUUAUUCAAUGAUGGUUUUUAAACACUAACACGCAUCUGCAUACCCGUACUUAUGAGGAUACUAACAUAGAUAUACAGAUACACACACAUAUAUACAUAAUAUACACAUAAUGGUAUUGAACUUAUUGUAUUCCCAUAAUAAAAUAUAUGCAAAGGUGUAUGGUAAAACAAAG